Haliotis rufescens (red abalone) is the source of this 4827-nucleotide messenger RNA. RefSeq names its product transcription factor RFX4-like. NCBI's taxonomy places the organism in Eukaryota, Metazoa, Mollusca, Gastropoda, Lepetellida, Haliotidae. Bases 176 to 2494 code for a protein of 772 amino acids. The record is from RefSeq and is a predicted model, not a curated record. The transcript is spliced from 20 exons. Gene Ontology annotation, biological process: regulation of transcription by RNA polymerase II. Gene Ontology annotation, molecular function: DNA-binding transcription factor activity, RNA polymerase II-specific; RNA polymerase II cis-regulatory region sequence-specific DNA binding.
UCUGUAAGGACAUGCUGGAAAGGCGCAGCCUGCAUUCAAUGGUCCCUGGACGGCAAUUAUCACAGAGCCAUCUGAACAAGACAAGAGUGUAAGUGAAUAUUUAUCCCCGUGUGGACGUCGCUGAGAGACAGACAAACCACGGAGUUGUCGUUCCCGGACGACGCUGACACUGUCAAUGGAACAUCUAGGAGACACAGGAGAACCCACAGACUGGUUCGAGCACUGCUUGGACCCGUCUCGUCGGUGUGGUCGCGGCGAUGGAGGUGUGGACGAGGCCGUUACGGAGCCCGACAGAAGCGAGUCGAUGUCGGAUGAGGACCAGGAGAAGACGGCUAUUCCAAAGGCACGCAUAGGAUCAAAGCCACACUCAACACCCCAAACGCUGAAAUGGCUGGAGGAGAACUAUGAGAUCGCCGAGGGAGUGUGCAUCCCCCGCUCUACGCUGUACCUCCACUACCUGGACUUCUGUGAGAAGAACGACACACAGCCUGUCAACGCCGCGAGCUUCGGAAAGAUAAUACGCCAGCAGUUUCCCCAGAUCACAACGCGGAGACUCGGCACGCGAGGCCAAUCCAAGUAUCAUUACUAUGGUAUCGGUGUACGUGAAAGUUCCCAGUACUUUGAGGUCAUGUACUCGGCCAAAGCAGCACAGGGAGCGGGCGACAACAAGAAAGACGGAUCGAAACAGAUGGUGGCGUACUCCCCGAGGUCCAAGCUUGGCACUCUGCUUCCCGACUUCCCCGACAUAAAAGACGUCAAGAUCCCACCUAACAUCGAUGAAUCCAAGGUGGUGACGUUCCUGAUGAUGUACCGCACACAUUGUCAGAGGAUACUCGACACUGUCAUCAGAGCAAACUUUGAAGAGGUGCAGAGCUUCUUGCUCCACUUCUGGCAGGGGAUGCCGGCCCACAUGGUACCCAUUCUGGACUGUCAGUCUAUCGUCAUGCUGGUUGGCGUGUGUGACUCCAUCCUGUACAAGGCUAUAGCCAGCGUCCUCAUGCCAACGGUGUUACAGGCACUGCCAGACAGUCUGACCCAGGUGAUCCGAAGGUUUGCCCGUCAGCUAGACGAGUGGCUGAAGCAGGCUUUGGACACACUUCCAGACUGUCUACAAAGAACAAAAUUUGACCUGGCGAGGCGGUUCGCCCAGGUGUUGCGGCGCCAAACGUCCUUGAACCACCUGUGCCAGGCAGCUCGGAGCGUCAUCCACAGCUCCGACAUCACGCUACAGAUGCUGGAUGACUGGCUUAGCGUGGACCUCAGCAGCAUCGUCAAGCAAACCCUCUACACCAUGGACCACUACUCCGAGAGAGAGCAUGAAACGAUUUUCAAUUUGUGCACGGAGUUCGAGCGUCUCCUGGAGGAGCAGGCCCCGAUUGAGUCUUACAUUGAGUGGCUGGACAGCAUGGUGGACCGCUGUGUCAUACAGCCCAGUCUGAAGAAAGCGGGGACGAUGCGUCGAUUGGCCCGACAGUUCCUGCUGAUGUGGUCGUGCUUCGGGACCCGAGUCAUCCGAGACAUGACACUACACAGCUCGCCAAGCUUCGGCUCCUUCCAUCUCCUGCACCUGAUGUUUGACGACUAUGUGAUGUACCUAGUGGAAAACCUAUACUGUCAAGAGCGAGCUAACGACUUCCUGCGAGCCAUCAAGGGAGAGAACUCGGACAAUCCAAUUGAGGAUAUCAUUCUUCCAGAUCCAAGUGUCAUCAAGGACAGCUUGCUAUCACCUGCUGACACGGCAACCUUGACCCCUACGAUACAGGAACGAGGCUCUGUCAUUACCAAUGCACGCAAUAUCAUGAGUCACAUGACAGCAUACGAUGACGCUAGUGGAGUGACGUCAUCGUCGUGCAGCGAGAGACUGACCAAUCAGAACAAGGUGACGCCAGACUCGCCCCGGUCUCGACAUCCAAACUCUAUCGCACAGGGCAAUAACCAAGGGGUGUUCCAGUCAUGUACUUCCUACAGCGCCCCCUAUAGUCAAGGUCACACGAAAACUACGCAUGCGCAUCCAGGAGGUCAAGUGCAAUACAACUAUGAUGUCACUUCCGGACAGAUGCCUGGUCAGCUGACAGACGAUACCGGAAGACAGGUCGCCAUGUCGCAGUCCGCCAUGCGCAGUGGAGGUAUCGGCACGGACUGGUCACUAAGCAACCAUCCGCGGCAACAAACAUCAAUGAACGAAAAUGUUCCCCCUCUGAUUAAGAUGAACGAAACCCACGGCUACACCUCCCCAUUUCCCCCAUCCAUCCGACAAUCAGGCAUGGAGUGCGGGGGCUACAACUACGACAACGUGGGGAAGCCCGCGCCACAGACAACUCCCGACAACAGCGCCUACGGCUACCACGGAUACUCACCUGUCGGGGAUUUUUAUAACUUCACGGAUCCGAACUCAAAGCGAAAAUUAGAAGAAGACACGUUCUUUCGGUCGUAUAAGAGACAGACAAAAGACUUUUAUUAUGAAAAUAUUCCUGGAGGUUUUGCACAGAUGUAAUUAAUAUGACAGCGUGUGAGUGUGUUAUUUAUUUCAAACCAGUGCUAUAAGUAUGUUUGGUGUUGCGAGGAUGUUCAAUGUGAUGAAUUUUGCAUUCUGUUUGGGGACCUUGCUAUGCACUUGUCCUUAACUCUUUUCCCAUUGUCCCAUGCGUUCGAUAUCUACAAACCACUAUUAAAACCUACAUGAAAAUUCCUAUUUUCAGUCAGGCGUUAAUUAGGUCAUCGUGCGGGCAUCUGAGAUCUACCAAAGGGCACGAUUUGUUUUUGACGCCACCUGUAUCCGGUUGGAAUGUAUAAAAUGAUUCUUAUUAUUUAUUUAGGUGGGUUAUCGGUCGAUAACAAUAGCCUAGAUUUCACCGAUCACCUUUUCUUCAUAAUGGUGCGAUGAGCUGAACAUGUGCCAAAGUCGUUUAAUGAAAUAUCAUGUAUGUAUUUAUCAUCUACACGAGAUUUCUAUGUUUGUUGUCUUCUUGCUUGCGAAUGGUUUACCCUUAAGCUUCUGGAAACGCCAAUACAGGCCAAGUCAGAGAGAUGUUUGACAUUCUGGGUUUUCACUUCAUCUGUCUCGGCGAUAAGACUGUCCGAAUCUGUUGACCUAAAUUCAUCAUAAGAGGAACAAAAUGAAACAAUUUAAAUGUCAAUUUCUUUUUUUCGUCAGUGUCAUAUCUUUCUGUAUUUAUGAAACACUCAAACGUUUAACAUUGGGCUCGACUUUCAAAAUAAAUACUCCCGUUUCGUAAUCGUUUUUCCUUUCGAAAUUUUGAUUUGGUAUUUUAUUCUAUUUUGGACCACAAUGUCUUGAAACAAAAUUAGUCAUGUUUUGAGGAAAUCUGACAUAUAGAGUACCCCCGUGAGCCAGGAACGCUACAUUCUGGGGUCCGUGUAUGUGCCAUAGGAAAGGACAACGUUCCAUAUGCAUGAUUCCGGUACCCAUGUCUUGUUUGCUUAUAGAGGUAUGAACGUAUCAACUUGUGUUUGCAAUUCCGCAUUGUGUAGCGGAGGGAUCCCCUCACUUUGCCACCACCUAUUGUUUCCAGUAUGAAAAUCAGUCCGGCAUGCUAAAUGGUUAAACAAUAGAAGGCACCAGGGGUCAUCUCAAAAUUUUGAUAUAUAAUAUGCAAAAAUAUUUCAUUAUUAUAAUUUAUAUAGAAUGUUUUAUCAUAGCAUUAAAUAACAUUUCAUUGAGCAUUUUGAUACAUUCAUACACGUAUUUACAGUGUAUUUCAUUAUUUCAUUAUUUUAUUCUAUAUAGCAUAAAACUCAUGCAUAGCAUUUAACUCUGGGAGGUAAAUUGAACGAAUGGAUCUGAUGUCCUUCUUAACCAUGUUCUUCACUGAGGCGACAAACUUAUCAACAGCAAUUUCCAAGCAACAACAGGAUCUACAAACUGAACGUUGAUCGUUAAUCAGUAAUUAAUCAACAAAUAAGAAAAUUCGCUCACCAAUAUUGCCAGUUAUAUUUCGACAUUAAUUGAGGGGGUGAAUUCAGUUCAGUAUUUGGUGACUUUGAUAUGGCCCCCAUGCUUGUAUAAACAUUGCUACUGUUAAUAUCUGGUGGCCUGGUGGCAAAGUGAGGAUAAACCGUAGCGGAUUCACCGUUUUUUACGCAUAUACCUCCAUUAGAGAAACAAAACAUAUUGAAGUCGAUUCUUGUAAAUACAUAGGUCAACAAUAUCUUUACAGAUUGAUUUUUAAAUCAUUAACACAAAAGAAUAUCGAGGAACAAUACAAAACAGUGAAUCGUGUGAAUUACUGUAACACAAGACCUCCAUUCUAUCAUCAGCCAAUCAGGACAAUGUUCUUAGUUUUUCGGCUUAUAGAAGCAUAAACGCAAUAAUUAAGUGCUUGGCUAGCCAGUUUCAUACCUCGAAAUCUCUUGUAUUCAUUGCUCUCUGCCUGUGACUCAUGUAAGCGGACAUUUAUGAAUCCAGUGUGAGUUUCCCUGGGAACAAAGUUUCAUUAUUAUCUAGUACGAUAAUCUUAACGUUAAAUCGCUUAUUGAAGAUGUUCUGUCAUCAUAACGCACAUCGUGUAUACAUUUCGAACAGAGUUUGUACAUUAUGCUGACACAGCACAGUCUAGUCCAGUCGAUUGCUUUCUUGGAGUCUUACCUAAGGGCCCUAUAAAGCGAAUAUUACUUUGCAUGGACACGUACACAUCUGUGUGUGUGCUUGGGUUCCGCCUCCAAGGACUUUGCUAAGAGUUUCUGUAAUAACAGACGUUUUCAUAAUGCAUGCGGAGAUCGUGGAUCAUGUUUAAAUCGAUUCUUGUAUGGUACCAGUCGCAGAGAUCUCUCUACUGCCGUUUAUGAUUAAAUUCAUUUUGAAUCUUA